Messenger RNA from Botrytis deweyae, 2159 nucleotides. RefSeq lists its product as uncharacterized. Bases 476 to 2086 code for a protein of 536 amino acids. The transcript is spliced from 4 exons. The record is from RefSeq and is a predicted model, not a curated record. Gene Ontology annotation, cellular component: membrane. Gene Ontology annotation, molecular function: carbohydrate:proton symporter activity. NCBI's taxonomy places the organism in Eukaryota, Fungi, Ascomycota, Leotiomycetes, Helotiales, Sclerotiniaceae. Gene Ontology annotation, biological process: carbohydrate transport; transmembrane transport.
AAGACUAGGCUCGGGGGUGACGGCCGGAAUAUACUAAUCGAGUCAGGUGAAUCAACAGCAUCUUUCUUCUCUGACAGGAAGUCAAUUUUAUGGCAGGAAAGUUCCUGAUUUCUGGAAGGAGCCAAGGCAAACGAGCAUGCAAGUAAACAAAUGUACAAGCAGUUCCCCCGUAAUGUCUCUCGAAAGAAAACCUUGAUAUCUCACCAGUGCCUGGGGUAAAAAUGGGGGUGCAUGUGUGCGGGGACUCCACACAUUUCAUGAAAAAGAGCAUCUAGAAUACAUGUACAAUGUAACACUAACCCCGCAAAACAAUGCAUGCAAAUAGUAUAAAGAGGAAGGUGAUCUGCGCUUCCUGUCGCCGUUGUAUCUAUUGCUUCUAGUAUUCUAUCUCUUUCUCUAUAUCCGUCCCCUUUGUCUUAUUCUGUCUUCACCCUUCUCAGCAUCCAGAGGACAAUCCUCUCUCGCCUCUUUCACCAUGUCCAAAUACGAAGCAGAGCACCUGGAAACGGGCGCCGGCGAGCACCCGCCCCUCCAGGAGAUUCCCAGCGCAAUGGAUAUCGAUGCCAAAGAAGCCCAUGGGCAAGUAACCCAGAUCCAAACCGCAUCUGUCGCCUUGGCCGCCGCCGUCGCCGCGCAGAAGCCUCGUCUAUUGAGUCGAAAUAUGAUACAGUUGUAUGCAAUCAUGGCAAUUGGCUAUUUAGUUUCCACUAUGAAUGGCUUUGAUUCCUCUCUCAUGGGCAGUAUAAACGCCAUGAUUCCCUACCAAGAAACCUUCGGCCUCAGCGGCGCCGGUUCCUCCACAGGCGUCAUAUUCAUCAUCUACAACAUGGGACAAAUUGCCGCCUUCCCCUUCUGUGGACUUCUCGCCGACGGCUACGGUCGUCGCAUGUGUAUAUUCAUAGGGUGCCUUAUUGUCCUCAUCGGAACCGCUAUUCAGGCCUCCGCACACGCACGAGGCCAAUUCAUCGGCGGACGAUUCGUCCUCGGUUUCGGCGCCGCGCUUGCGUCUGCCGCGGGCCCAGCUUACACAGUCGAGUUGGCGCAUCCUGCUUAUCGGGGAACCAUGGCGGGAAUGUAUAAUAAUUUCUGGUGGUUGGGUAAUAUAUUGGCUGGAUGGACAACUUACGGAUCGAACAAGAAUUUGACAGAUUCGCAUUCCCGCGAUCGUGAUGGUGUUGAUCUUGUUUUCCCAGAAUCGCCUCGUUGGCUCAUUGCACAUGAUCGCAGAGAGGAGGCCCUCGCAGUCUUUGCCAAGUAUCACGGAGAUGGCGAUGAACAGUCGCCGAUUGUUCAACUGCAAUAUCAUGAGAUUAUCGAACAAUUGCAAAUGACCAGAAACGACAAUCCCUGGUGGGAUUUCCGCGAAUUGGUCAAUACCCGUGGUGCAAGAUAUCGUUUGUACAUGGUUAUCGGAAUGUCGUUUAUUGGCCAAUGGUCUGGAAAUAACGUCGUCUCUUAUUUCAUGCCUGAAAUGAUCAAGAACGCGGGUAUCACAAGUACCAACAAACAACUCCUCAUCAACGCCAUCAAUCCCAUUUUCUCCAUGAUGGGAGCGGUUUACGGCGCUACUCUUCUCGAUAAACUUGGUCGCCGCACAAUGAUGUUAGCUGGACUUACCGGAGCAUUGCUCUCCUACAUCAUGCUCACUGCAUUCACAGCGGCAUCAGAAGACCACCCUAACCUCUCCUACGGCGUCAUCGUAUCGAUUUUCGUCUUCGGAGUCAUCUUCGCUUGGGGUUUCACACCACUGCAAACCCUAUACGCUGUAGAGUGUUUGGAAAACCGCACUCGUGCCAAGGGGUCUGGAUUGAAUUUCCUUUUCUUGAAUAUUGCCAUGGUGGUGAAUACCUAUGGUAUCAGUGUCGGUAUCGCUGCCAUUGGAUGGAAAUUAUACGUGGUGUAUAUUGCGUGGAUUUGCGUCGAAUUAGCUAUCAUCUACUUCUUCUUUGUCGAGACAGCUGGAAAGACCUUAGAGGAAAUGGCUUCAAUUUUCGAUGCUCCCAAUCCACGAAAGGAGAGCACAAAAAAGACUAGUGUGGCUCUUGACGAGUCUGGACGAGUAAUGGGUAUUAAUGACAACGUGUAGAUUGAGAGAAUGAAGCCAUGCGAAUAAUGAAUGGACAUGUAUAUAGUCUAAUGAACCUUAAACGAACAUUUGA